CAGGAUGCCCUGGGCUGAGGCCCGCCAGGCGGCAGGCGGACAGGGCGAUGGAGGUGAUGGAGAGGAAGCAGAGCCGGAGGGGAUGUUCAGGGGCACCAAGGACACCAAGAAGAAGGCCCGGGACUACCUCCGCCUGGCGCCGCUGUGGCUGGCCCUGGCGGCACUGGCAUCGGCGGGGGUGAUACUCUGGUACUUCCUAGGGUACAAGGCGGAGGUGACGGUCAGCCAGGUGUACGCCGGCAGCAUCCGGGUCCUCAAUCGCCACUUUUCCCAGGACCUGGCCCGCAGGGAGUCCAGCGCCUUCCGCGGUGAAAGUGCCAAAGCCCAGAAGAUGCUAAAGGAACUCAUCUUCAGCACCCGCCUGGGCGCUUUCUACAACUCCAGCUCUGUCUACUCCUUCGGGGAGGGGCCCUUCACCUGCUUCUUCUGGUUCAUUCUCCAAAUGCCGGAGCACCGCCGGCCCAUGCUGAGCCCCGAGGUGGUGCACACGCUGCUGGUGGAGGAGCUGCUAUCUGUGGCCAACAGCUCGGCCCCUGUUUCCUACAGGGAGGAGUACGAGCUGGACCCCGAGGGCCUGGUGAUCCUCGAAACCAGCGUGAAAGACAUAGUUGAGCUGAAUUCCACGCUGGGCUGUUACCGCUACACCUACGUGGGCCGGGGCCAGGCCCUCCGGCUGAAGGGGCCCGAUCAACUGGCCUCCAGCUGCCUGUGGCACCUGCAGGGCCCCGAGGACCUCAUGCUCAAGCUGCGACUCGAGUGGAUGCUGGCUGAGUGCCGAGACCGCCUGGCCAUGUACGACGUGGCCGGGCCCCUAGAGAAGCGGCUCAUCACCUCGGUCUAUGGCUGCAGCCGUCAGGAGCCCGUGCUGGAAGUCCUGGCGUCAGGUGCCACCAUGGCUGUGGUGUGGAAGAAAGGCCUGUACAGCUACUUAGACCCCUUCACGCUCUCUGUGCAGCCUGUGGCCUUCCAGGCCUGCCAGGUGAACCUGACCCUGGAGGGCCGCCUGGACCUGCAGGGUGUCCUCAGCACCCCCUACUUCCCCAGCUACUACUCGCCCAGCACCCACUGCUCCUGGCAUCUCACGGUGCCAUCUCUGGAUUACGGCCUGGCCCUGUGGUUUGACGCCUAUGCCCUGCGGAGGCAGAAGUACGACCUGCCCUGUACGCAGGGCCAGUGGAUUAUCCAGGACAGGAGGCUGUGUGGCCUGCGUACCCUGCAGCCCUAUGCUGAGAGGAUCCCUGUGGCAGCCUCCACCGGCAUCACCAUCAACUUCACAUCCCAGAUCUCGCUCACGGGACCCGGCGUGCAGGUGCACUACAGCUUGUACAACCAGUCAGACCCCUGCCCGGGAGAGUUCCUGUGCUCUGUGAAUGGCUUGUGUGUCCCAGCCUGUGAUGGCAUCAAGGACUGCCCCAAUGGCCUGGAUGAGAGGAACUGUGUCUGCAGAGCCACAUUCCAAUGCCACGAGGACAGCACGUGCAUCUCCAUGUCCAGAGUCUGCGACCGGCAGCCCGACUGUCUCAACAGCAGUGAUGAAGAGCAGUGCCAGGAAGGAGUGCCUUGUGGGACCUUCACCUUCCAGUGUGAGGACCGGAGCUGCGUGCGGAAGCCCAACCCAGAGUGCGACGGCCAGCAGGACUGCGGGGACGGCUCCGACGAGCUCCACUGUGACUGUGGCCUCCAGGGGCCGUCCAGCCGCAUCGUGGGCGGGGCAGUGUCCUCAGAGGGUGAGUGGCCGUGGCAGGCCAGCCUUCAGGUUCGAGGUCGGCACAUCUGUGGUGGGGCCCUCAUUGCCGACCGCUGGGUGGUGACGGCAGCCCACUGCUUCCAGGAGGACAGCAUGGCGUCGCCGGCGCUGUGGACGGUGUUCCUGGGCAAGGUGCGGCAGAACUCGCGCUGGCCGGGCGAGGUGUCCUUCAAGGUGAGCCGCCUGCUGCUGCACCCCUACCACGAGGAGGACAGCCACGACUACGACGUGGCGCUGCUGCAGCUGGACCACCCCGUGGUGCGCUCCGCCUCCGUGCACCCGGUCUGCCUGCCUGCGCGCUCCCACUUCUUCGAGCCGGGCCUGCACUGCUGGAUCACAGGCUGGGGCGCCCUGCGAGAGGGCGGCCCCACGAGCAACGUUCUGCAGAAGGUGGACGUGCAGCUGGUCCCGCAGGACCUGUGCAGUGAGGCCUACCGCUACCGGGUGACCCCACGCAUGCUCUGUGCCGGCUACCGCAAAGGCAAGAAGGACGCCUGCCAGGGUGACUCUGGUGGUCCGCUGGUUUGCAAGGAGCCCAGCGGCCGCUGGUUCUUGGCCGGGCUGGUCAGCUGGGGCCUGGGCUGUGGCCGGCCCAACUACUUUGGAGUCUACACUCGCAUCACGGGGGUGAUUGGCUGGAUACAGCAGGUGCUGACUUGAGGAGCUGGCC
This is a messenger RNA of Dipodomys ordii (Ord's kangaroo rat), 2417 nucleotides long. It is a transcript of the gene Tmprss6, whose product is annotated as transmembrane protease, serine 6. The record is from RefSeq and is a predicted model, not a curated record. The transcript has 17 exons. The coding region runs from base 5 to 2407 and encodes 800 amino acids. NCBI's taxonomy places the organism in Eukaryota, Metazoa, Chordata, Mammalia, Rodentia, Heteromyidae. Gene Ontology annotation, biological process: proteolysis. Gene Ontology annotation, molecular function: protein binding; serine-type endopeptidase activity.